AUGUCAAACGCAUUUGCCUUAUUUUUAACAGCAUUUUUUUCCUUUUCUGCAUUUAUUUUAUCAAUUAUUGGUUGUGCAGGUUCAACAAAGAAUUAUUAUCCAAUAAACCAUAUCUAUACAUCACAAAUUGACCUGACAGGUAUCUCAAUACGUUCAGUAAUAUCAACAGCAACAAUAGCGUCCGCAUCUGAUAUCAGUCUUCCAGGCUAUAUAAACCUUGGACUUUGGUCGUAUUGUAUAGAGACAACAAACAAAACAAUUGCCAGUUGUACUUCUCCUAAGGGCAUCCAAAAAUUCAAUUUAAAAGAAUUGUUGUAUGAUAACAUAGAGAAUAAUUCGAUAUUGGAAGCCAUUGACUCUGCCUCAAUCCUUUUACCCGAAGAUAUUCAAAAUAAGAAGUCCUAUUUCAACGGUCUAAUUAAAUGUAUGUUUAUCACGCUGUUGAUAGGUAUCGUUUUGUCUUUCUUAAAUACAUUAGUCUGUAUCAUUAGAUGGGUUAUACAUUUCAGGUUUGUUCAAGCUGUCGGCAUCUUUAUAUCAUUUUUCUCGUUUGCUUCUUUAUUGGUCAGUGCAAGUUCAUGUGUUGCUGCAUUAAUUAUCAUUUACAGAAUUUUGGACGAUAAUGAUUCCUAUGGUAUCAAAUUGAACUAUGGUCAUGUUUAUUUGGGUAUUAUAUGGGGUGGUGUGCUGGCUGCAUUAUUCAGUUUUAUAACUUGGUGUUCUGUCAGAUCUUCUAGACGUCCACAAGUUAUUUACAUGUCAGAACCUAUUGAAAAGAAACCACUCAUAUAUUAA
This is a messenger RNA of Arxiozyma heterogenica, 795 nucleotides long. It is a transcript of the gene PUN1, whose product is annotated as Pun1p. The coding region runs from base 1 to 795 and encodes 264 amino acids. Gene Ontology annotation, cellular component: cell cortex of cell tip; plasma membrane. Lineage: Eukaryota; Fungi; Ascomycota; Saccharomycetes; Saccharomycetales; Saccharomycetaceae. Gene Ontology annotation, biological process: fungal-type cell wall organization. The transcript has a single exon. The record is from RefSeq and is a predicted model, not a curated record.